AUAUGUGUGUGUGGAUGAGCUGGACAUUGCCAAUCCUGUUUCUCUGGCUUGUUCUUUGCGAUUUUGGUGUGCAACGAACCUACUGGGCUGCAGUGAAUCUCAACAAAACACUGUGAAGUAAGUGUAAAAAAAGCUGGAAUUGGAAGCCAACCUGAUUCAAAAGAUUUUAAGGAGAUGUUUUGGGGGGAUCGAAGAAGCCAGAAAGAAAAGGUUUUGAAACUUGAUAAAAAACAACAAAAGAAAAAGAAUACAUAUCUUUCAUCAGCAUGGGUUGCUCUCCUUCUAAAGGUCAACUCUUCAGUAAAAAAACAAUGCCAACUGCACCGCAAGAACUGCUCUCAAACACGACUUCAGAAGAAUCAGCAGAAACAGAGAUACAGGACAAUACUAUAAACAUACAAGGUAAGAGAUCCUCAGUAGGUGACGUAGUCUGUGAUGCCACUUUGAAAGUCGUUGAAGGAGACGGUCCUGAAGAAGAUGUGGAUGUAGUCCAGAAAGGAGGUUCUCAGGAUGGACAGACUGCACAAGGGGGGUUGCUAGGGAAGUCGAAGAAAGGCACCGAAGAAAUAAAGACAAAACGUAAGCAAGGAAAACAGAGGAAGCUCAGAAAACAGAGGUUAAGAGAAACUUCAUAUGUGCAGUCCAAAGCAGAGUUCAUAUUAAAAGCACAGCACAGAGCCUGUGCUUACCUGAACCCCAGCAUAUCCAAAUACGAGUCGCUAUUGGAACUAUUGGACCAGGCAUCUCAGACCCGCUUAUCUUUGAGGAGCACGGUAGCUUCAGUAAUCUUACACUAUGAAGAAAUCAACCAAGCUUUGGAGGAAAUGGCCGCUGAAGGUGAGCAGAUGUUGUGGGAACACGGACACUACAUGACUUGGCCUUCUUCACUUAAAGACUGUCCACUUACGAUAAGCAAACCCAACAAUGAUCUGAACACUUCUGAGGUUCCUUCUGAAAUGCUCCGGCAAAUGCUUCUUCACUCCACACUAAAGAUGAUCUCUGUUGGAGACUCUGUGAGAUGCCUGGGUGAUUCCGCAUUACAAGAACUAGCCGAUUACUUUGGUUCCUUGUCUGAACUGGUAGAAGAGAAAUUACGUGCUAAGCAUGCGGCAGAGAGUCGCUUGAAACAGGUCUUGACACGUGUGGAAGCUGCUGCUCUCGGGAAAGGCAGUCCUGAGGACUCUGCCCUGCACAGCGAGGACAGUGGCAUAGGUGCCGACAAUGAGUGUCAGAAUGGCACAGAGCGCCUCCGACGCCAUCGCAAUAGUUCUGGGUCGAACGUGGGCACAAUAUCUGUUUGUACCACAGGUAACUCUCCUGAUCAGCAGCUUACAAAUGACAAUGAAGAAGUUACAGACAAUGAUGAUGAUGAUGACGAUGAUGAUGAAGAUAAUGAUGCAGAAAUCGAAGAAGUCAAUUCUAGAGAUGAGCAGAUGACUGACAAGAUGAGGGAAGCUAUCUGUAGUUCUUCUGAAGCAGAUCCUCUAAAUCGGGAUGGUCUUCAAAUCAACGACCAAGUCAACAAGAAUGUAAGGAGGAACACCAGACGACCAAAAACCACAGAUAACAGCUGUCAGGUGAAACGAAAGAGCCGCCAUUUAAGAGGACCAAAGCAUUCACAAUCCACAGGGUGUUUGUGUGCCAACGUAGAAGGCUCUGAACUAAAUGAGCAACAGAGGACCCCGAGAAACAAACAAACUCUUCAGGAGUUUUUGACAAGUAAAGAUUUUCCUGGGGAGCCCAGAGGUCGCAUUCAGACGAAGAUUAGAAGACAUUCAUCAGGAGGACAGAAUGCAGUCAGGUAUUACGGUCUUCAGUACGGUAGCAAAGGGCCUUUUACAGCAACGCCACCUAAUUCUCCCACAGAGUUUACUCCAGAACCACCUGGCCGACAUGCUGUCAAGAGGCUCAUUAAUACUUUUAGCCAAGGAGUGGAAGGCAAUUCCAGACUGGAUCAAAGACCAUCAAGAGUCAAGAGUAACAAGAAAAAUUGCCUUCCGUUGCUGUUGAACAGCAGAGGUGCACUUACCACCAAUAGCAGCACCCGUCCACCCGAGCCCAGACUGUCAGACAGACCAGAGCAUGUGGAUUUAGAGAGUCUUCCACCUCCACCCCCAGAGAUGUUGAUGGAUAACUCAUUUGAGAGGAGUACAGGGUUGCCACCUCAGGAGUGGACUCAAUGGUCACAGUGUAGACAGCAACGUGCUUCAUUGCCAAGAGAGACUGUGGCCCCCAACAGGGUGAACAUGCAACAAGGCUACAUCAGUUACUCUGAUACUCGUCCACUGAGACAAGAUGCUUUGGUGGGUUCCUGCAUUGAACAGGAUUACAACAAACUGAUUGAGCUGGAUUCUGAAAGAGAGGCAGCAGCCACUUGUAACCAGCAAAAGGCUGUUCACAAGUCAGGCCUGGCUAACGGAAGAACAUGCCGAUCUCCACCGCCUCAAGGAUGCAAUGACCACCAAAAGUUUGUUCCUCCGACAACUCCACCCGUCUCCAGAGCGCGACUUUCACCCUCUUGUCCCACCGUGCACCAUGCAGUGCCAACCCCUCCGUCCACAGGUCUCCCCCCGAGUGGGAACUGGACACCAUCCACAACACCAACCCCCUCUAGUAUACAUAGAUGGGCUGUGACAGAAGAAAACGACCCGUCUGUUUCAAGCUCACAAUUGUUUUCUGAAGCUCGAUCCGUAUUCUGUCAGAACAACCAGUUAGUUCCUCAUACAGGGACGCCUUCAUGUACUUCUACAUUGCCACGGCCAUGGGGAGAAUCAGCAAAAAGGAGAAUUCCCACUGCUCAUCUUCAACCCACUUUUAUGAGAUGCAGUCCCUCGGGUCAUAGGUCAUCCCACAGUGAGCAGCAACAAUCCUUGUUUAAUGUCAAGCAACAACACAUUCAGGGCAAUGAUGUCACAAUUGAUGGGACAAACAAGGUCUCCAUAUUAUCAGAAGACAACAGAUCUGAUCGGGGAGGCACAGACCAAGAACCAUAUACUGCUCAUCUGAACACACACAGCGUGUUGGAGGGUGAAGAGAUUAUAGAUAAAUUGGAUAGACUCCUUUUCUUGGGAAACAUUUCCAAAUCAAGAACGCAAUGCUAAAAAAAAGUGAACCACCGGUGGAUAUUUAUCACUUGGUUAUUCAAUAACAUUCAUACAUACUUUUUACAUGUCAUAAGAUCUUCCUGUGUAUUUUGAUGUGCACCGCAUAUGUAAAUGUUGUAUCUCUAUCGCCACCUGGGUUUGAAACAUAAUAUUGCAGCUUACUUUACCUUAUGUACAUAUUUACUUGUCAUUUACAGCAAAAUUAUAAAUCAUUAUAUGAAGAGUUUGGUUCCAAAACGCUAUAAAUCCAUUUUGAUUAAUUUUAGUAAAAAUGUGUUUUCUUUACAAAGAAAGUGGCGAGAUGAAAACCACUAUUUUCUGUUUCAAAGUUUCACAUAACAUCUUUAGGUUCUAGUAACAUAAAAAAUUCAAAACCAGAUUCUGAUUAUAAAAACUGAUCUUUUUUUCCAAAAU
Messenger RNA from Triplophysa rosa, 3518 nucleotides. RefSeq names its product photoreceptor cilium actin regulator 2 (gene pcare2). Bases 267 to 3101 code for a protein of 944 amino acids. The record is from RefSeq and is a predicted model, not a curated record. NCBI's taxonomy places the organism in Eukaryota, Metazoa, Chordata, Actinopteri, Cypriniformes, Nemacheilidae. The transcript is spliced from 2 exons.